Messenger RNA from Hippocampus comes (tiger tail seahorse), 2347 nucleotides. Its product is annotated as probable RNA-binding protein 46. NCBI's taxonomy places the organism in Eukaryota, Metazoa, Chordata, Actinopteri, Syngnathiformes, Syngnathidae. Bases 260 to 1750 code for a protein of 496 amino acids. Gene Ontology annotation, molecular function: RNA binding. The record is from RefSeq and is a predicted model, not a curated record. The transcript is spliced from 10 exons.
GGGGGGGGGGGGCAGUGGGAGCACAUUAUGGAAUUUUAGUUGACUCAGUUAAUAUAGUUUAGCGAUUAUAUUGAUGCAAGUGCGGGUCCGAUUAUUAAGAAUACAUAGGCGACAAUAGGAUCGAAAGGAGCAAACAGCAAAUAAAAUCUCAUUCACCCCCCCCCCCCCUAUUCGCGGGGCAUAGGUACCGCAUCGCCCCGCGAAUAGUGAAAAUCUUGUGCUGUCACCAAGAGGCUGUGACCAAGAAUUGGCAAAAUACAUGACAUCAUCCUCUGGGGAGGCCCUUCCUGUGAAGGGUGCAGAAGAGUUCAGAAGGUCACUGUCCAUUCAGUUGGCCUUGGUGGCACUCAUGGACAAGACGGGAUAUGAUAUUCUGCAGGAGAAUGGACAGAGAAAGUAUGGCGGACCGCCACCAAACUGGGAGGGUCCAGCGCCAUACAUUGACUGUGAGGUGUUUGUGGGAAACAUACCCAGAGACCUCUAUGAAGAUGAGCUCGUCCCUCUGUUCGAGACAGCUGGAACCAUCUACGAGCUGAGGCUGAUGAUGGAGUUUACCGGAGACAACCGUGGCUACGCCUUUGUCAUGUACACCAAAAGGGAGGAGGCCCUAAUAGCGAUCCAGAUGCUGAACAAAUAUGAGGUUCGUCCAGGGAAGUUUCUCGGCGUGUGCGCCACUCUCAAUAAUUGCCGCCUCUUCCUCGGCUGCAUUCCCAAAGACAAGAGUAAGGAGGAGAUCAUGGAGGAGAUCAAGAAGGUGACAGAUGGCCUUCGGGAUGUCACCGUGUGUUCAAGCUCCUCAGACGCCGGGAAACAUCGAGGCUUCGCCUUUUUGGAGUAUGAGACACACAAGGCGGCGGCAUUGGCCCGCAAGGAGUUAAUUGCUAUCAGGCACCUGUGGGGCCACACCCACUGGGUGAAUUGGGCCAAGCCGGACAAACACGGGAAGAGAGCAAACGCGCAGCACGUCACGGUUGCCCACGUGCGUAACCUUUCACCGAGCACCACGGAGGAAACACUUCAGCGCGAGUGUGAUCGCUUCAAAGCAGGUGCGGUGAUGCGCGUGAAGAAGUUGACCACCCACGCCUUCCUUCACUUUGGCCUCCACAAGGAUGCCGUAGCUGUCACCAGCAACAUGAAUGGCACCACCAUUGAUGGCAGCGUAGUGGAGGUGAGCCUCGUGAAGCCUCCUGCGGAAGAGGCGGGCAGGAGAUCCCGCCCUAAGAGCUGCCAGGGAAGCAAGACCGGAAGAGGAGCCAAGGAGAUGAUUGUCCCGCGCCACGGAGGCGUGAAUGAGUGCUCUCCUCAGCAAUCCUUGAAGACGCCCCCUUACUUCCAGUGGAAACCCCAGUAUGCUGUAGGACCAGGAAAACCCGACAAGGGCGUGUUCCCGCUUUUUCCCGGCACCCCGUUGUACCGCACCAGCCUGCUGCUCCUCCGACCCGAUCAGAUCAGAUCGGCUGUCAGCCUGCUGGACUUGUAUUGCUGUGUGCACAACUGGCCGCCCCCACAGUACAACCUCUUCUCUUUGCUGAGCCAGAAUGGGACCCUGCUGCUGGUCUACAAGGUGGUGAUGCCACUGACACAACAAUCCUUCAUGCCAGACAAGUUAUGUGUGCAGCUGGAUGAUGCUAAAGAGCUUGCUGCACAAAAUGCUCUGUGGAAUCUUGACGCAUUAUUUGUGAAUGAUUCGUCCAGUAGCCCAUCACCUAUGUCGUCUGAUGCUGCACCAAGUCCUGACCUGCUACGCUAGAACGUUCACCUCCUCUCUUGACCCAGCCUCUCUGCCUGUACACACACCUGACCCUGAGACCUCCAGAGGGACAGUGUGACUCCAGUGUAGUUCUUGUUCCGCUAUGCAUUCAGGCACGUUCAAAGGAGGUCCAGUAUAAUCUGUGCGUUCCAUAGGAAACAUGUUACACGGUCUUGUUCUCGUUGUUGUGUUUUGGUAUUCCAGAGAAAUAUGAAAUAAAAGUUAUUUAAAAAAAUGUAUUUGUUAAAAUGUCUUGGUAUGUGUCAAUGUCAGCCAGCAGGGGGCGACAUGCCAACAGUACUGCAUACUGUAUUAUAUGUAAAUUGUUACGACCCUUUCGUUGAGUGUGGCAGUGCUUGGAUCCAAUCGAGUCGGUGAUGAGGACCACCAAUCUUGAGAGGCGCUGCCGGAGAUACCCAUGCAAGGACCAGCUCGCACAGAUUCACAUGCAGAGUCUUAAAAACCAGGUGGGCUAAUUAACAUCAUGAUGCUCUGUGUGUCUCAUUGGUAAUUGGAUAUGAUUGGAAACUGAUUUUUAAAAUAGAAAAAGAACUCUCUUAUAUUUUCGUUUUAAUAUAGAAACACAAAUAUUGAAAU